Pistacia vera is the source of this 1503-nucleotide messenger RNA. Its product is annotated as putative disease resistance protein RGA1. Bases 1 to 1503 code for a protein of 500 amino acids. Gene Ontology annotation, molecular function: ADP binding. NCBI's taxonomy places the organism in Eukaryota, Viridiplantae, Streptophyta, Magnoliopsida, Sapindales, Anacardiaceae. The record is from RefSeq and is a predicted model, not a curated record. Gene Ontology annotation, biological process: defense response to other organism. The transcript has a single exon.
AUGGCAGAAACUAUCGUCUCUGCUAUUGCUGAGAAAGUCUUGGGUAUGCUAUCAUCCCUUGCUUCCAGUGAAAUGGGCUUGGCAUGGGGUGUCAAAAAUGAUGUGCAAGAGCUUAUUGACACCUUAACCACUAUCAAAGCUGUUCUCUUAGAUGCUGAGGACAAACAGAUCCACAAUGAGAAGCUGAAAGUUUGGCUAGGAAAGCUUAAGGAGAUCUGUUAUGAUGCUGAAGAUGUUUUAGAUGAGAUUGAGGUGGAAGAUUUGCGCAAGCAAGUUGUGAAUCGUCAGGGCAUUACAAGAAAGGUAUGCCACUUCUUUUCAUCCUCAAAUCCAGUUGCUUUCCGCUUUACUUUGGGGCAUGAAAUUAAGGAGAUUAAAAAGAGGUUAGCAAAAAUAGCAACUGAUAAGGAUAGUUUUAAUCUCACUGAGAAAGUUGAUAGCAAUCAUGUUAUAGGUUGGGAGAGGGAAACUCACUCAUUUGUGCAUGCUUCAGAUGUCAUUGGUAGGGAUAAAGAAAAAGAGAAGAUUAUGAAACUAUUAUUAUGUCCUAGAGAUAGUCAUGAAAUUGUUUCUAUCAUUCCUAUUGUUGGCAUUGGAGGUCUAGGAAAAACCACACUUGCCAAAUUGGUAUAUAAUGAUAAAAUGGUAGACAGAUAUUUUACGUUGAAAAUGUGGAUAUGUGUGUCAGAUGAGUUUAUUUUGAAAAAACUAUUAAUUGACAUCAUCGAAUCUGCAAUUGGCAAAAAAUAUGUUGACAAGAGUAUUGACCAAUUGCAAAAGAUCCUACAUCCUAUCUUAAUCGAUAAAAAAUAUUUAUUAGUUUUGGAUGAUGUUUGGAAUGAAGAUUAUGGGAAGUGGGUUGAAUUAAAAAAUUUAUUGAUAGAAUGUGUUAGUGAAAGUAAAAUUAUCGUAACUACACGUAGUGAUCGUGUUGCCUCAAUUAUGGGCACUAUACCUACAUACAAGUUAGAAGGUCUUUCUCUUGAUGAUUGCUUGUUAGUGUUUGUUAAAUAUGCAUUUAAAGAAGGGCAAGAAAAGCAACAUCCAAAUCUUAUGGAAAUUGGAAUAGAAAUUGUGAAAAAAUGUGGAGGUGUUCCAUUGGCAGUAAGAGCGUUAGGAAGUCUACUUUAUUCCUCAACUUCUGAACAAGAUUGGAAAAAUUUGAGGGAUAAUGAGAUUUGGAAGUUGGAUCAAAAAGAAAAUGACACUUUAAAUUCUCUAAGAAUAAGUUAUAAUCAUCUGUCACCUCACUUGAAACAAUGCUUUCUUUAUUGUUCUAUUUUUCCAAAAGACCAUCCUUUUGAUAGUAUUGAAUUGGUUAAAUUUUGGAUAGUCCAUGGGCUUCUUCAAUACCACAAUGAAAAUCAAGAUUUGGAAUAUAUUGGUAUGCAAUAUAUAAAAGAAUUAAUGUUGAGAUCUUUUUUCCAAGAUAUUGAUCAAAUUUAUGAGAAUAUGUACGGUUUAAAAUUCAUGAUCUCAUGCAUGAUCUUGCCACAUCAUUGA